AUUGAAAGUAUUAUUUUUACACAUACAUUUAUGAACACAUACAUUUCAUGUGAAAAGAAGACCAGAAGAAAUUGCGUCAUGGUGACUAUUCUUGUAGUUCUACAUAUUUGUACUUAAAAGGUUGCUCAAGAAUGCUUUACCAUGUCUUGCAGGCAGGUGAUAACUGAAUUGGAAGAAGACAAAAAAGGAGUGACUAAUUGAACCUUUCGUACUGAUGUUCAGGGUGUGAGCCAUAAUGAUCCACACAUGCUAUGAACACCUUGAGACAUGUAGUUUUGUAGCUCUUUAGCUUUGAUUGAGUGUGCUGUCAUUUUCCACAGUGAAAUUCAAACUUGUAAUAGUAUCUGGAGGUCCACAUGGCUAUGAGUCAGGUAUGCAACAGGGCUGUGGUGAUGUCUGUAGGAGAUUUCGACCCUGGAGUUCACUUGGACAAGCGGUAUGGCGUCAGGUGGGAAACCAAGCGGCUCCACAAAGUGCUAAGUCAACGUGGCUUUAAAGUGGAGUUUCACAAUGACCCAACAGCACAAGAGAUCUACAGUUUGUUUGAAGCAGAGAGCAGAACGACUGUUGAAAAUUGCUUCAUAGGCAUCUUUUCUAGUCAUGGAGAGGAAGGAGUGGUGUUUGGGGCAGAUGGCAAUGGUGUGAGACUCUCUCGGAUCUUUGGGUUUUUUAACGGCCCCACCAUGGUUGAUAAAACAAAGCUCUUCUUUGUGCAGGCAUGUCGAGGCCACGAGUUAGACAGUGGAGUUGACAUACAGACAGACUCAGCCUCCUUUUCAGAUGAAGACGACUAUGUCUCUGACUACCUCUCCAUUCCUGUUGACACAGCUGUCAUGUAUGCAACAGCUCCAGGAUACAGUGCCUUUAGGAACCAAUCAGGCUCAGUCUUCUUUGAGUCUUUCUGCAACCUUUUGGAAGAGGAUGGUGGCCGUGACCUGGAGAUAAAUCGUCUCAUGACGCGGCUGAAUUACCAGGUCGCCUACCACUUCCAAGGGUCUGGAGGCGAGCUGGAAGGCAAGAAGGCAAUGCCAUGCUUUGUGACCCGCCUCACCAAAGAGGUGUACCCCUUCAGAGACUCACGGUGGAGUGGAACAACUAUCAACCAUGGUGCAGAAACCUCACUAGAUGCCUAA
Messenger RNA from Clupea harengus (Atlantic herring), 1133 nucleotides. RefSeq names its product caspase-7-like. NCBI's taxonomy places the organism in Eukaryota, Metazoa, Chordata, Actinopteri, Clupeiformes, Clupeidae. The record is from RefSeq and is a predicted model, not a curated record. Gene Ontology annotation, biological process: proteolysis. Gene Ontology annotation, molecular function: cysteine-type endopeptidase activity.